GCGCAUGCGCACCUGGAGACGAGACUCCAGCAGAUAGGAAGGUGACAACAACAAUGUCUGAGCUCAGUGUUUAAAAAGCAACCCGCCGCAGCAGCGCUGUAGGACGCUUGUGUAGCGGGGCUGGGACUGACAGCGGACCGUUCCUGUUGUUUAGCCGCUGAGUUUUCUACGCACCGUGCUGUUAUCGUGGUGUUUGUUUACACGGGGCCAUGCCCGGUGCACUCCUGUGAAAUGGGACUUCUCGGUGUCGUGGAGUGCGUGUUAGCCUCUCGCCACUUUUCUCCCACUUUACUCUAACGUUUAUAUUUAUUUUUUAACUCACCAUGGAGUCUGUUGGCAAGUUUGAGUUCAACAGGAAAGACCUAAUAGGUCACGGAGCCUUUGCUGUUGUGUUCAAAGGCAGACACAAAGAGAGACGAGACUGGGAAGUCGCUAUCAAGUGUAUCAACAAGAAAAACCUAGCCAAAUCCCAGUCUUUGCUUGGAAAAGAGAUUAAGAUAUUAAAGGAGCUCAAACAUGAGAAUAUUGUGAGACUACUGGACUACCAGGAGAUGGGAGGGUGUGUGUAUCUCAUAAUGGAGUACUGCAACGGGGGUGAUCUGGCAGAUCAUCUUCACUCCAAGGGCACCCUGAGUGAGGACACCAUCCGUGUGUUCCUGCAGCAGAUUGCUCAGGCCAUGAAGGUCCUGCAGAGCAAAGGCAUCCUCCAUCGAGACCUCAAACCCCAGAACAUUCUGCUGUGCCACUCAGAGGGGCGCAGGUCCAGCUCCACCAACACCAGCAUCAAGAUCGCUGACUUUGGGUUCGCACGCCACCUCCAGAUGAACACCAUGGCUGCCACGCUGUGUGGCUCUCCAAUGUACAUGGCUCCGGAGGUCAUCAUGUCCCAGAGCUACGACAGCAAGGCUGAUCUGUGGAGCAUCGGUACCAUUGUGUACCAGUGUCUGACUGGGAAAGCCCCUUUUCAUGCCAGCACCCCACAGGAGCUUCGUUUCUUCUAUGAAAGCAACAUGACCCUGUUACCCAGCAUCCCAAAGGAAACUUCUGCUCAUUUAAGACACCUGCUUCUCGGGCUGCUACAGAGAAACCACAGAGAGCGCAUGAGCUUCGAAGAGUUCUUCCACCAUCCUUUCCUGGAGACAAACUCACCAGAAAAGAAAUGUUCUCCUUCUUUGGUGUUCUCCUACCCCAUCUCAGGCUCAGCUAGUUCCUCCAGCAGCUCCUCCGCGUCUCAGCCAGCUUCACCUCAUCAGCAUCUAGAAGAAGAGAUGAACCAACUUCAGCCUAACGCACCAGGCUCGCCUGCACAGGACGCUGAUAGCCUCUUGGAGAAGGAAGCAGCCAAUCAAGACGCUAUAAAUCAGACAUCUUAUACAGAAGAUUACGUCAUGGUGUCUGAUCAGUUCUCCUGCGAGUACUCAUGCCAGCUGGGGGAUGGGUCACCUACCGACAGUUAUUUGAUGAGUAGAGGGAGCUCCACUCUGGCCAGGAGAGGCUCUGGAGCUGCAGGAAGGACACCACCACCUCCAGCCCCGCUACACUCUCCUCCCAACCCUGUUAGCCACCCUCCCACAUUAAACGGCCGUUGCUGCACCCCAUCCGUACCCAUUCCCGUUCCAACUCAGAUCCACAACUACCAACGUCUGGAACAGAACCUGCAGCCCGUGGGUUCUCAUGGCUCCACUAGGGCGGGGCUGUGCUGUGCUGACUGCAGCGCUGCAGCCGUUGUGGAGUGUAGAGGGUGUUCAGCUCCAAGUCCAGCUGUUACCUCUAGCUUCCCAACACUGGAGGAAGAAGGAGGCCAACUUCAGCUAGCUUCCCCACAAGCUGGUCUGACUCCGAAGACGUCGGAGCAGACGCUCCCGCUCAGCACAAGAACCGGGCUUCCCCUGGGCUCUCCUGACUCUCGGGUCCCCUCCAGCCACAGGCAGCCUAGAAAGCCGAACCGAAGCAGGACCUUCCUAAACCUGCAGUCCCUGGAACAAGCUCCUGCUUCACAGACCAACCUCAACAGUACAUCCGCCAAUAAGAAAGGCCCUUUCAAAAGAUCCCUCAGCGCCGGCAGACUGUCUGACAUGCUGCUGAAAGCGGCCUUUGAAGCAAACCUGUUUGAAGAAGAACCCGACGGGAGUUUCAGCAGUGACAGAAGCAUGGAUACAGCUCCACCUUCUGGGUGUCACAAAGUCUUUCAGCUCUCCGAGAGCCCGCCUGCUGUGCUCUUUACCGCGGGUUCUCCCUCCAACGGAAACACCCUUCCUGAAGACGUGGUGUCAAAGAUGUACUCAGGCUCUCCCAGCUUCGUUAACUCAGCCUGGCUACUCAGCAGCCGCCCCUUCCAGCGAGGAAGCCGUAGGAAUAGUGAGACGGAGGUCAUGGAUGCUGGUUCACACUACAGUCUGGUUUUUCACCCUCCUGCACUUCCUGAAGAUACUCUGAUGGAGCAAGCUCACACAGACACACUGAGCGACUUGCGUUUCACCUUGGCUUUUGUCACCUGCGUUAUGGAGUUGGCUUCCUCAAAAGACCCUGGUCUGGGUGCAGUCAGCAGCCCUGAUAUCUCCUUCUUAGAGCAGAGCUUUGUGACAGACCAGAUCAGCCUUCUGAGCAGAGAGUGGAGUUAUGCAGAGCAGCUGGUGUUGUACAUGAAAGCUGAGGAGUUUCUGUCAUCCGCACUGUACGCUGCUCAAGAAAAUAUAAAACAGGGCCAGCUGCUGCCCUCCGCUACAGUCAAACAAGUGAUCAGGAAGCUGAACAGAAUGUACAAGAACUGUGUGACUUUUUGCCGGACCCUGAAUGAUCGGCUACAGACCUUCCUGCUUGACAAGCAGAGGCUCAUGGACCGCUUCAGCGGGCUCACAGCAGAGAAGCUCAUCUACAGCCAUACUGUGUACAUGGUGCAGUCAGCUGCUCUAGAUGAGAUGUUCCACUAUGGUGCAGCCACGAUGCAGCGCUACAACAAAGCCCUUCUGCUCAUGGAGGGUCUAUCACGAAUCCUCACUGAGCAAAAAGACAUCGACAUCAUAGAAAAAUGUAAGAAGCGUCUUGAGCGACGGCUCUCUGCUCUGCAGACAUAACGGCGUCUGCAGCUGGAGCGAUAUUCCCGUUCCUGAAUCCAACCACAUCAAAGCACUUUGGGAGAAACAACCACAAGAGCAUCCGCGGUUAUCCCUCAGCCCAAUCUGGAAGGUCCGGUUUGAUGUUGCUGAGCACAGUUCAGGUUGUGAUUUUUGGAAUUAUUUGUUCAGGUAAAAUUGUUCUCAGCUUUAGUUUUAUUAUGGGCUGUUUUUGUUAGUGUGCACCUUUACUUUGUUCUUGAAUGAUCUGAACUAUUAAUAAGGAGUUUGCUCUACUUGAACCAAAGAUGGGGUUGGUUCCUCUGUUUAAAGCCUUUGUGUUGAUGAUUGUUAUUGAAUAUUUUGAACGGAAUGACCAAACAUUACCAGUUUGUAGCAUUACUAGUAAAGCUGUGCCUAUUUUUGCAUAUUUUGUACCAUAGAAAAGACGUGAAUGUAAAGUGAAAGGAUGCUUUUAAAUCCCUCAGAGUAGUUUCUGUACUACUGCCAGUCUAAACGUCACACAGACGUGCUGUAAGCCGUAGGGCAGUUAGUUGUUAAAACUCUGGGUGAGAUUAGUUUGCUAGUGACAAAUCUGACAAUCCCUCAGGUACUGAUGCAGUCGUUGGGCAGGUGCUGCGUAUCCCAGGACAUUUCUUUGUGUGCACAUCAGUUUGAAAUUGUUAGUGUGAUUUGUUUGGACAAGCGUCAGCUUUUGUUUAUGUAUUUGUGCCUGAUAGGUUAUUUAUUAGAUAUUUUAAAUAAAUGUUAAACUUUUAACUUGUUAGAUUUUAUCCAGGUACCUUUUUUAUUUUCAGGGCUGCUUGUCAAAUGUGGAAAACUGAGUUGUUAUUUUGUGUGUCAGCAAUAAAUUCCAUUUAAGAGUU
Nothobranchius furzeri (turquoise killifish) is the source of this 3940-nucleotide messenger RNA. RefSeq names its product unc-51 like autophagy activating kinase 1a (gene ulk1a). The record is from RefSeq and is a predicted model, not a curated record. Gene Ontology annotation, molecular function: ATP binding; protein serine/threonine kinase activity. NCBI's taxonomy places the organism in Eukaryota, Metazoa, Chordata, Actinopteri, Cyprinodontiformes, Nothobranchiidae. Gene Ontology annotation, cellular component: cytoplasm; autophagosome; phagophore assembly site membrane. Gene Ontology annotation, biological process: protein autophosphorylation; positive regulation of autophagy; peptidyl-serine phosphorylation.